This is a messenger RNA of Branchiostoma floridae (Florida lancelet), 3107 nucleotides long. RefSeq names its product estrogen receptor beta-like. Gene Ontology annotation, biological process: regulation of DNA-templated transcription. The record is from RefSeq and is a predicted model, not a curated record. NCBI's taxonomy places the organism in Eukaryota, Metazoa, Chordata, Leptocardii, Amphioxiformes, Branchiostomatidae. Gene Ontology annotation, molecular function: zinc ion binding; sequence-specific DNA binding; DNA-binding transcription factor activity.
ACCGCAUAGUACAGCCCGCACAAAGUAGUCUGUCCUAAAAUCCCUCACAUUUCUGGGUAAAGGAGACAUUGUACUAAACCGUACAUUUUGUUCUAUAUAAAAUAUUAUUUAAAUCGACUUUUAGUUCAAGUACUCGCGAAAUCUGAAGGUUUUCGUGAUGCGGAGUGAUUUGUGACGAUUACAUAGAUUACGUAAAUCGCCACACAUGUCUGUGCGUGUGACAGACCUUGGCUUCAGCACAAAACACGCUUGCUGGCCCGAGCAAUACGUCUUUUUGCAGCACUCACGGCGAAGCGAAGAAGAUCGAGUUUUUGCAGUAUCAAUAUGCCUCCUCCAAAGAGACCUAAGAAUGGACCGACACGAGCAGAGCAGUUCUUGGACAAGCCCACAGAUCCUCUGGAAGCCAUCAUAAGAAGGUCACUGUUGAGUGAACCAGGGCAGAAGCAAGAAAGUGACAAAUGUCCAGGAAAAAGCCCUGGUGGGUCUUUAGCUGUGCCAUUUUCAGUCCCACACGGACAGCCAAUCAUGUUGGCCUCUCACAUGGGGAUAUCCAGAAGCCAGGGCCACCAGACAGGGACCAGAGGCAUGGCACAGCAGCCUCGCCAUGCAGGGGGCAGUGAUGGUGUCCAUAACGGCCACACCAGAAGUCAUCAGGAACCACAACAGCUUUUGGUGGGCAUGGUGUCACCCGUCAUGAUGCAGAAUGGCUUCAUGUACCAUCCCUCAUCUGUCAACAUGGGGGAGAAAGGUAUCCUGCACCAACAGAACAUGCUCCAGCCCCAUCCCAUGGCCCAUGGUGAAGGUGGCUCCAGACACAAGGGGGCUGGACAGUACUUCUCCUCCAUCAACUAUGUUCCGGGACCAAACGGAUGGGCCAUGGCCUAUCCAGACAUCCACAUCAUUCCCCCACAAGGCCAGACUCCCAGGAUGACCACACCCACCAAGGCAGCACUGAAGCAGAGCCCCAUGUCUCCUGUCAUGUCUGUCCACGGGAUGAGGCAGAAUGGAAGAAUCCAGAACGGGAUGAUGCAGCAGCACCAUCACCCAGACAUACUCACCCUGCACAAUGGGGGAAGGUCAGACAGAUUACAUCUGCCCAGGCACCAACCAGUGCACCAUUGACAGGAAUAGACGAAAAAGCUGCCAGGCCUGUCGCUACAGAAAGUGCCUCAUGGUGGGCAUGACCAAAGACGGUCGAAGAAGUGGUGAGAGAAGAGGGCCCAGAAGAAAGCGGACACAUAACCAAAUUGACGUGAGUUCCACAGCAGAUAGCUGUAAGUCCUCAGUAUCACCACUCCCGUCCUCAGCUAGUGCCUUUGACAAGUCCCGCUCAGCCUCGCCUACAGAAAAUAACAGUUUUGACAGCGACGGUGACAGCUCAACAGGAAGGGAAUUGCGGACGGCCUCUCACCAGCGACUAAAAGCACUGAUUGAUGCCCUGGACGUCAAGGAAGGGGAACAUAGAGGAGAAGAGAAUCACCCCACAGGCCACCAGGCAGGCAACUGGCAGGAAAUCUCCAACCCAGAACUGAUCGAGUCAGUCAGCAGCCUGGUGGACAGGGAGCUGACUGGGAUUAUCUGCUGGGGGAAGAAAAUUCCAGGGUACUCCAAGCUAUCAUUAAAUGACCAGGUUCUACUGAUGGAGUCCACAUGGCUCGACCUGCUCAUCCUGGACCUGGUGUGGUGCUCCAUCAGACACAAGGGGGAGAAACUGCUGCUGUCUGGGGGAGUCCUUGUCAACAGAAACACCAUUUCCAACCGGAGAAACAAUUCUUCUGGUGACGAUAUGGAAGUCCUAGAGAUGUGUGACCAAAUCCUAUCCAUUGCUACCAAGUUCUACGAGUUUGAUCUACAGAGGAGAGAAUACCUGUGUUUAAAGGCCAUCACCCUUGUUCAUGGAUCUCUGAAGGGAUUGGAAAGUGACACCCAGGUACGCCAACUGCAGGAUGACCUGACAGAUGCCCUGAUGGACGUCUGCAGCGAACGCCACGCCCUGGGCUCACGGCGUCCUGCAAAGAUGCUGCUGCUGCUAUCACACCUGCGACAGGUGAGCGCCAGGGCAUCCUCUCACCUCGGCGCUGUCAGAAAUGGUCUGAAGGUCCCGUUGUAUGACAUUCUCCUGGACAUUCUCACUGACCAGGUGUCUGAGGGCCAGCGUGACCAGCAGGCUGGUCACCAUGAAGUGGCCAGCAGCCCAGAGAAAGAGAGAUGAUUGCUAUAGAAUAACAAACACAACGGUAUAUAUCAUCUAUUGUAUAUGUGUGUUUUGUUUUGUACAGUUAUUGUUUUGUGUUGUUAAUAAAGUACAGGAUCUGUUCCGAUAGUAUCAGUUAAGACAUUAAAGAUGUUGUUCUUUUAAAAUUGACUUUUCCCAGAUGUUGGGUGUGAAAAAAAAGAAGAAAUAUUACAAACGUUCUGUGAUUCAUUUGUGGAAUUGUUUAAGUCCUGGAUGUUGAUUUUGGUUAGAAAAAAUCUUAUGUAUCAAGUUGAAUGACAAAGCAUGGUCCAAACGGAGAUGGUGUUCUGUUACUUGGCCUUGAUUACACAAGUGUUUUACCCUUGUGUCCUACCAAAGCACUGACCAAAGUGAACAGAAGCAUCAGCUUUUGUUGAUAGGAAGUGUUACUCUACAGUCUGUAUUGGAAUGUUUGCUUGUUAAGAGGAGGGCAGGCUUUCUGGAGAGUAAAAAGAGACAAACAUCAUAUGAUUUGUGAGAUUUCUGUACCUGAUAUGUCACAUUUGAAAACAUUACAGCCUUUCCUGAAAUGAAAUCACCACCAUCCCAAACAUGCCAGCUAAAAAAUAAGUGUUGGAAUAAGGACUGUGUUUUUUGCGGGUAUUUUUGUGUUUGUGCUGUCAUUGGGUGGAAUUUAAUGUGCAAUAUCAGAUGCACAAAAGCUCUGUCAAGCAUCUCCCAAAGAAAAGAAACAUUUGCAAAGAGUUAACAUUAUAGAUCCCCUAUAUAGCUGAAGUUGAAUAUAUAUGGUUACAGAAGACACUAAAGAUGUAUUGUUUAUUGUAUAUUUUCUGAGAAGAGUGAUGUAUAUUAUGUGCUGUUUGGUAAUGUAUUUAAACAGCAGAACAAUAAACGUUUUCUGUUCCAAGGA